This is a messenger RNA of Penicillium maclennaniae, 894 nucleotides long. Its product is annotated as ferritin-like domain-containing protein. The record is from RefSeq and is a predicted model, not a curated record. The coding region runs from base 1 to 894 and encodes 297 amino acids. The transcript is spliced from 3 exons. Lineage: Eukaryota; Fungi; Ascomycota; Eurotiomycetes; Eurotiales; Aspergillaceae.
AUGAAGUUCUCCUCUAUUGCUAUUACCGGUGCUGCGUUGGGCCUCGCCCACGCGUCUCCGGUCAAGCGUCAGGCAAUCAGCGAUGCCGAUAUUUUGAACUAUGCUCUGACUCUUGAGCAUCUCGAGGCCACCUUUUAUGAGGAGGGUCUUAAGAACUAUACCCAGCAGGACUUCAUCGAUGCUGGAUACAUGGACCCGUUCUAUGCCAAUCUGCAAGUCAUUGCUUCAGACGAGCAGACCCACGAGCAGUUCCUGACCCAGGCCUUGUCCGCUGCCGGAGCCUCACCCGUCGCGCGAUGCACCUAUUCCUUCCCCGCUACCGACGUGGAAAGUUUCCUUGCCCUUGCCAGCAUCCUGGAAGGUGUCGGUGUGAGCGCCUACCUCGGCGCCGCCGCCUCCAUCAUGAACGGCAAGUACCUCACCGCGGCCGGCAGCAUCCUGACUGUUGAGGCCCGUCACAGCGCGUACCUGCGCUCCUACCUGGGCGAGAAACCCGCUGGGCAGCCAUUUGAUAACCCUCUCGAUUUUGAUGAGGUGUAUACUUUGGCUGCGCCGUUCAUUACCUCUUGUCCAUCGAGCAACGGCAUGCUCCCCGUGAAGGCCUUCCCCACUUUGACGGCAAUCUCGUCCGGGUCCAUCAUGAGCGGCUCACAGGUCGUCGUCAUGGCUGGCACAGGCUUUAAUACAUCCAUGGAUACUUCGGAUAUUUCCGCGGCCUUUGUCACUGUCACUGGCCCUGUCUUUACUUCGGUCACCUCGAACGGCAGUGGAAACUACACCGUGACUGUCCCCGCCGGUGUUUCUGGACAGAGCUAUGUCGUUCUUACCAAGGGCAACUCCACCGUGACUGACGAUACCAUCCUUGCUGGCCCUGCUAUCCUUGAGGUACUUUGA